UGGUAUGGCAGCCAGCGGUGCAAUCCAAUGGCAGCUGCGGUGGAGCAUGGGCUGUACCCGUUACUAGGUGGGGUUUAUCAUGAGUAUAAAUAUACUCUCUCUGCUGCUACAACGCCCCUGGAAACUCAGUCAGACAAACUUCUUCUCCUCUAAGGCUACGCGACAGACUCCAGCAGUCCACACCAUGUCUUUCAUCCAAGCCUUCUUGCAGCAGACGGUCUAUAUGGGCAUGCCCGAUGACUCAAUCCUAAAGAACGAGGGAACAGUGACCGCAGCGGCCAAUUUCAGUUCCAGUGGAGAUGCGGCAGUCUUGGAUAAAGCCAUCAAGGCGAAAGGUGUGGAUGAGAACACCAUCAUUGAAAUUCUGGUGAAAAGGAGCAAUGAGCAGAGACAGCAGAUCAAACAGGCUUAUCAGCAGGCCAGUGGCAAGCCUCUGGAGUCAGCCCUGAAGAGUGCACUGAAGGGAGAUCUGGAAGAUGUGGUGCUGGCUCUGCUGAAAACACCGGCCCAGUACGAUGCCCAGCAGCUGAAACUGGCUAUGAAGGGUCUGGGCACAGACGAGGACACCCUAAUAGAGAUUUUGGCCUCCCGGACCAACAGAGAGAUCCUGGAUAUAAAGAGAGUCUACAAGGAGGAAUACAAGAAGGACCUGGAGGACGACAUCAGGUCUGACACUAGUGGAGACUUCAAGGCUGCCCUCCUUGCCCUCUGCAAGGCCGGCAGGACUGAAGGGGUUUCUGAGCAGCUGAUCGACAGCGAUGCCAGGACUCUGUACGAGGCUGGCGAGGGGAGGAAGGGCAAAGACUGCUCCGCCUUUAUUGAAAUCCUCACCACCAGAAGCAGCCCCCAUCUCCGCAAGGUAUUUGACAGGUACUCAAAGUACAGCAAAGUGGACAUGGCCAAAGCCAUCGACCUGGAGAUGAAAGGAGAUAUUGAAAGUUGUCUCACUGCAUUAGUGAAGUGUGCUGGAAGUAGGCCUGCAUUCUUUGCUGAGAAGCUCUACUUGGCCAUGAAGGGUAAAGGUACCCGUAAACACAUCCUGACCCGGAUCAUGGUGAGCCGCUCUGAAAUUGACAUGAAACGGAUCAAGGAUGAGUACAAGAAAAACUACGGCAAAACACUCUACCAGGAUAUUCUGGAUGACACAAAAGGAGACUACGAGAAGAUUCUGCUCGCUCUGUGUGGGGGUGAAAACUAAUAGCCAAACAGCAGUAUCAAAGCUCAUGUGACCAUAAAUCCACAACCAUGGACAGUUGUGGAAAAUGACCUAUAAUCUCUUGACACAUAUUGUGCCUUAUGCUCUUAUGGAGACCUGACAAGACUGUCUUUUCUUUUUGUGACUGUCAUGACAUUUAGAAGGUAUUGAUAGCAAUGAGCAAAGUAUCGACACUGCUUCAGCAGAUAUUUUCUCUCCAAGUUAUUCCUUUUCUUCCAACACACAUUUUCCCAAUGGACACAUGAUCUGCGACAGAUUUAGCCUUAUACUUAUUAGAUUCUCAUAUCUGGUGCUUGAAGUCAGUAAUCACUUUGCAGCUGCAAAUAGAUGUACACUAUACAGUCUAUGAUGCACAGAUUUCCAUGUGUGUCAUAUUCAGUAGUGGAAGUAACCUUGAAGAAGCUUGGAUAUCCUGCAAAUAAAACAUUUUUGUACGAA
Messenger RNA from Lates calcarifer (barramundi perch), 1654 nucleotides. It is a transcript of the gene anxa1a, whose product is annotated as annexin A1a. NCBI's taxonomy places the organism in Eukaryota, Metazoa, Chordata, Actinopteri, Centropomidae. The record is from RefSeq and is a predicted model, not a curated record. The coding region runs from base 80 to 1198 and encodes 372 amino acids. Gene Ontology annotation, molecular function: calcium ion binding; phospholipase A2 inhibitor activity; calcium-dependent phospholipid binding. Gene Ontology annotation, cellular component: cytoplasm; plasma membrane. The transcript is spliced from 12 exons. Gene Ontology annotation, biological process: prostate gland development; positive regulation of T-helper 1 cell differentiation; cellular response to hydrogen peroxide.